Molecule: messenger RNA, 854 nt
Organism: Lotus japonicus
Lineage: Eukaryota; Viridiplantae; Streptophyta; Magnoliopsida; Fabales; Fabaceae
Product: 18.5 kDa class I heat shock protein
Exons: 1
Coding region: 179-661 (160 amino acids)
Biological process (GO): response to heat; response to hydrogen peroxide; protein complex oligomerization
Source: RefSeq, a predicted model, not a curated record
UAUAGAGAACUCCAGAAUAUUUCAGAAUUCUCAAGAGAAAACUGAGCAACUAGGAUUUUCUAGAUAAGACACGAUCAUUCCCACACCUGAGUUAAAUACCCUCGUCUUUCCAAAGAGUGUCAUGCAAAAUUUCUGAACUAGCAAUCACAUUCCAAUCGCAACUUGCAAAGAAGAGAAGAUGUCGCUCAUUCCAAGUUUCUUUGGUAACCGAAGGAGUAAUGUUUUUGAUCCUUUCUCACUCGAAGUCUGGGACCCCUUCAAGGAUUUCCCAUUCGGCAAUUCUGUUUCUGCUUCUUUCCCUCAACUUUCUCGGGAAAAUUCUGCGUUUGUGAGCACCCGAGUGGAUUGGAAGGAGACCCCAGAAGCACAUGUGUUCAGGGCUGAUCUUCCAGGGUUGAAGAAGGAGGAAGUGAAGGUAGAGAUUGAAGAUGACAGAGUUCUUCAGAUUAGCGGAGAGAGGAAUGUUGAGAAGGAAGACAAGAAUGAUACAUGGCAUCGCGUGGAGCGUAGCAGUGGGAAAUUCCAGAGGAGGUUCAGAUUGCCUGAGAAUGCUAAAAUGGAUCAAGUUAAGGCUUCCAUGGAGAAUGGGGUUCUCACUGUUACUGUCCCCAAGGAAGAGAUCAAGAAGCCUGAAGUUAAGUCCAUUGAAAUCUCUGGUUGAACAAAAUGAACUAUAUGUUACUCUGUUUUUGGGUAUCCUGUUUUGGUCUACUCUGUUAUGUUGUUGCUUUGUUGGUUUGUAUCGUAUGUCUUUUUGGUUGUAAAACUCAUGUGAUGUGUGUGUAAGAACUAAGAAGGAUAUUGUGUAAUAUGAAUUGUCUGUUUAAGUAAAAUUGUUUGUUCUUGAUGAGAAA